Molecule: messenger RNA, 1303 nt
Organism: Lotus japonicus
Lineage: Eukaryota; Viridiplantae; Streptophyta; Magnoliopsida; Fabales; Fabaceae
Exons: 9
Coding region: 89-1303 (404 amino acids)
Source: RefSeq, a predicted model, not a curated record
UAAGCCCAUCAAAUGGUAAACUUUUCUCAUUCAUCUGCUGCUUAAUCUCUAGCAAUCGAACUGAGUGUAAUCCUUCAAUUUCUUUGCUAUGGCUGUUAAGGUUGAUGAUCUCUCCAUCAUUGAUUCCUCCAAAGAGGCUUGGAAUAUUGUCGUGAAGGUCAUACGUUUGUGGGUUAGUCCCAAUUUCGGUGGUAGGAAGCUUCCCUUUUCAAUGGAAUUGGUUCUCAUGGAUGCUAAGGGUACAAAGAUUCAUGCUUCUGUGAAAAAGACUCUGGUGUAUUUGUUCCAGCCUCUUUUAACUGGGGGUCGGGUAUAUAAUAUUUCAUAUUUUGGCGUCGGUGAGAAUGGUGGUGAAUUUAAAACAACUUCCCAUCCAUUCAAAUUGAACUUUCAUAAGCAUACAUCUGUGAGACUGGAAACCAAAAUUGCGAUAUCAAAGAGUCCUUACUCUUGCACUCCUUUAUCUGACAUCAUGUUCCGAGAUCCUGAUUCAUCCUUUUUAGUUGAUGUUAUUGGAAUUUUAACAGGGUCCAGUGGUGAGCAAGAGUUUGAAAAGAACGGAAAAAUUGAAAAGAGAGUUACUAUUGAGCUGUGUCAGGAUGGGGUUAGGAUGGAGUGUUGUUUUUUUGGAAAAUAUGUUCCCCUAAUCUUGGGUCAGUUAGCAUCUGGAGACAUGACUAAUGCAGUUGUUUUGGUCAAUUAUGCAAAGAUUAAGCCAUUCAGAGGGAAUCCAAGUAUUCAGAAUGUCUAUGGUGCUACCCAAAUUUUCAUCAUCAAGCUGUGUGAAGCUUCUGAAUCCCAAGUUGAGGAUUCUCCUACCGCCCAAUCUGAAAAUCCAAGUUCAAUUGUUGUUGCUGCUGUUGGAAACCCAGUUCCUGCUGUUAGUGAAAAGGUUAUGAAGUCUGAUGAUUCUACAAAAUCUGAGGGUCGUAAAUCUGCUGUAGAGCCCGUUGCUGAUGUUCCGUCUGAUGUAUUGGGAAAGGAAAUACAGGAUUCAACUCCCUCUGCUGUUGCUUCAAAGAAUUUUAGUAACAUUGAGAAUGUUUCGCAGACUGUUCCUCAACAAAAUCGCAGUUUACCCCUUGCUGCUGUUGGGAUGGGUGCUAGAAAGGCCAAAAAUAAGAAAUUAGCUGAUGGUGUUGUUGCUGGGACUGUUUGUCAUACUGAUGAUGAUGAUGAUGUAGCUGUGGGCAGCCAGUGUUCCCCUCCUACAAAACGUAGUUCUCCCUCAGAUUCUGAACCCCUUGGAUCAUCUAAUGCUGGAAAAAAGCUUCUUAAAGCUGUGAAGAAGGAGAAGAUCUGA